ACUACACCAAAAGGAAUAUGCCAAAACAAUUCCCCCAAUGAGAAGAAGUGUGUUUGUUUGUUUGUUUGUUAUAAUAAGAACAACAGAAUAAACUCAAACACCUUCCAUUCAUUCUUUCACUCAUUCACAGUACCUAUUCCAACUUCAUUGGAUUCUUUCUCUAUAAUCGAAUUCCUUCAUUUUUCACGAUUCUUAUGAAUAUGAAUGCUACUUCACUCUCUAUAAACCUUUCUACUUCAUCAUCAUACCCUUCAAUUAUUUCUCCUAGAUUUCAACGUUUUUCACCGUUACAAGCAAAACCCAUUAAUAUUUCUUGUAGAAAACCACGGUUCUGCUCUUUUCAAGGGUCGAAAACAGUGAAUUGUAGAAAAAGUUUUGUGCUUGAAGCUACUAACAUGGAUAAAGCAGAAGUUGAUUCGCAUGAUGAAGAAGAUAAGGAAGAGGGUACUUCUUCUUCUUCUUCUUCUUCUUCUUCUACUUCGGUUGACUCUGAAAAUGAGAGGAAUUCAAGACCUCGUCGAAUUGCUCUCUUUGUUGAGCCUUCUCCUUUUGCAUAUGUAUCAGGAUACAAAAACCGGUUUCAGAAUUUUAUCAAAUGUCUUCGAGAAAUGGGAGAUGAGGUGCUGGUUGUGACAACGCAUAAAGGAGUGCCCCAAGAAUUUUAUGGAGCCAAAUUAAUAGGAUCUUGGAGCUUUCCCCUCCCUUGGUAUCAGAACGUACCCCUCUCUUUGGCACUCAGUCCAAGAAUAAUUUCAGAGGUAGCUCGGUUCAAACCUGACAUAAUACAUGCAUCAUCACCAGGCAUAAUGGUUUUUGGUGCUCUUAUCAUUGCAAAACUUUUGUCUGUUCCAAUUGUCAUGUCCUAUCAUACCCAUGUACCAGUAUACAUUCCAAGAUAUACCUUUAGUUGGCUGGUGAAACCGAUGUGGUUGGUCAUAAAAUUUCUUCACAGAGCAGCUGACUUGACUCUGGUGCCAUCUGUUGCCAUUGGUAGGGAUCUUCAAGCGGCUAGAGUAACAGCAGCUAACAAGAUCCGUCUUUGGAACAAAGGUGUUGAUUCUGAAAGUUUCCAUCCACGAUACCGUUCACAUGAAAUGCGAUUAAGACUAAGCAAUGGUGAACCUGAAAAACCCUUGAUAGUUCAUGUUGGACGGCUUGGAGUUGAAAAGAGUUUAGGUUUUAUCAAAGGGGUAAUGGAUAAGCUUCCUGAAGCUCGAGUUGCUUUCAUCGGAGAUGGACCGUACAGGGAGGAGCUAGAGAAUAUGUUUGAAGGUAUGCCUGCAGUAUUCACAGGAAUGUUAGGAGGGGAAGUACUCUCUCAAGCAUAUGCUAGUGGAGAUGUAUUUAUCAUGCCUUCAGAGUCAGAAACACUUGGAUUCGUUGUUUUGGAGGCCAUGUCUUCGGGGAUACCUGUGGUGGCAGCACGCGCUGGAGGCAUUCCAGAUAUAAUUCCUGCGGAUCAAGAAGGUAAAACCGGCUAUCUCUAUAAUCCAGGUGAUCUUGAAGACUGCUUGAGUAAAUUGAAACCCCUUUUGUUCGACAAAGAGUUGAGAGAAACCAUAGGAAAAGCUGCACGUAAUGAAAUGGAAAAAUUUGAUUGGAAGGCAGCCACGCGAAAAGUUCGAAAUGAACAAUACAAUGCUGCUAUUUGGUUCUGGCGUAAGAAAAGGGCGAUAUUAUUGAGACCCUUGCAAUGGAUCAGUAAACGUGUUUUCCCACCACCUCAAGUUAACUAUAGAUAAUGUAAGUAAACGUUCCAAGCUUAGGAUUGUUCCUUGCUUGGUUUGACUUAACAUAAGAGUUGUAUUUUUGAGAUAAUGCAUUCAUAUUUUCUGAAUAUAAUGCAGCUUAUAAUGUGAUGAGGUGUUGUUGCAACUUAUCAUAAUCUUGUAUCGGUGUAAAGUUGAUAAAUAUCAAAGCCUAAAUCCUUCAUGACCCUAUUCUAUCUAUUUUGUAUUUAAUUUCCCUA
Messenger RNA from Medicago truncatula (barrel medic), 1969 nucleotides. Its product is annotated as sulfoquinovosyl transferase SQD2. The coding region runs from base 195 to 1742 and encodes 515 amino acids. The record is from RefSeq and is a predicted model, not a curated record. Gene Ontology annotation, biological process: sulfolipid biosynthetic process; glycolipid biosynthetic process. The transcript is spliced from 11 exons. Gene Ontology annotation, cellular component: chloroplast envelope. Gene Ontology annotation, molecular function: UDP-sulfoquinovose:DAG sulfoquinovosyltransferase activity. Lineage: Eukaryota; Viridiplantae; Streptophyta; Magnoliopsida; Fabales; Fabaceae.